CCUGCGUUGGGUGGAGGGUGGAGGGUGGGGGUGGGGGAUGCAGUACUCAAAAGCCAUCUUGUGUUCGGAGAAAAGAGGCCUACCGGCUUUUCCUUCCCAGGUCCUGCGCCCCUUACCCCCAACCGCGGCCAUCCCAAUUGGGAUGCCUGAUGGACCGGGAUGCCCGCCCGCCACGCCUGGCUGCUCUGGGCUCGGACCUGCCUCGCCUGGGGCGGAGAUGGGAAUGGGGAAGGCUCUAGGCUGGGCGGGGACAGGCCCAGUCCUCCAGGCAGGGUAUCCUAGGUGCUGUGGAGGCAGUGAGGAUUCCGGGGGCUGCUGGCUCAAGGGGUAGGAGCGUCAGCCUCGGGCGGCGGGAGGGUCCUGGGGACUCGAUAUCUCUAAUAAUUGGUGCUAAUGGUCUGUUGUAUAGUCUUAACCCGACGCAUAUGGUUUCAUAACACAGUGGCUUAAUUUCUUCCAAAUGUACAUGGCCCUGAAUGUGUUGCAGUUUGAUAUAUGACCCCGCCCUGCUGCCCGGCCUGGGUCCGAGGCUCCAAGGCGGCCCCUAUAAGUGUGAAUUUCUGUUUAUAAAGGGCGACGCACACGCAAACGCCUACAUACCCAGGCAGACACACCCGGAGGCGGGGAGUGGGACACAUAUUCCAGUCGAGGUCGGAGAGAGUCUGGAGGCCAGACUCACCUUCAGUCUAAGCCAAGACACCCCCCUACCCCCACCCUCUCCCAGAGGCGCGACUGGGAUUCUGCGCCAAGCCCCAGUGGGGGAGGGGAUCGCUCUACGAUUUCCUGUUCAAACCCUGAACCGUCGCCUGCGGGGGGGUGGGGGGAUGGCAGUGGAUGAAGAAGAAACCCGUUUUUAUCAAAUUCUUAAAAAUACAGUUUGCAUUCAGAUCAAACCGCUUGGGCCCGAGCUGACGGUGAAUUUUUUCUCCCCCCCCGCCCACAAUCCCCUUCCCUUCCUUUUCUGCCCCCCCAAAAUUCCCCUUUCCCAGCCAACAUAAAGGCCUCUGAGGUAUUCUCCCGGGGGAAGAAAUGGCAUUUUCUCUCCCCCUCCCCCACCCACCCCCCCAGUAGGACUUGUGUGUCGGCAGAGGCGUCUGACGAGGGGCUAAUUUCGCGUUCCUUGUUUACGAUCGAGAAAAGCGCUUGGCUCUCCCCAAAUGGGCCCAGCCCGCCGCCUGCUCCGGCUGCCGCGCGCUCUACGGCCGCUCGGGCACUGCCCGGGGGCUGACGCCCCGGGAAUCCAGCCUGCCGCAGGUCGGGACCCGGAGUCUGUGGGACCUGAAAAGGGCAAAGGGAGUGCGGAGGGACACUGGAGGGCCCGGGAGGCCCGAAAAUGGGAGCCUUUCUCCUCGCGUAAUGUGGGAACCGCCGACCGGGACGUCCUCCCCAACGUCGCCCUCAAUUCCACCGCCUAUGAUCCAGUGAGGCAUUUCUCGACCUAUGGAGCGGCCGUUGCCCAGAACCGGAUCUACUCGACUCCCUUUUAUUCGCCACAGGAGAAUGUCGUGUUCAGUUCCAGCCGGGGGCCGUAUGACUAUGGAUCUAAUUCCUUUUACCAGGAGAAAGACAUGCUCUCAAACUGCAGACAAAACACCUUAGGACAUAACACACAGACCUCAAUCGCUCAGGAUUUUAGUUCUGAGCAGGGCAGGACUGCGCCCCAGGACCAGAAAGCCAGUAUCCAGAUUUACCCCUGGAUGCAGCGAAUGAAUUCGCACAGUGUGUGUUUUGUGCCCGGAUCUUUAGGGGUCGGCUACGGAGCGGACCGGAGGCGCGGCCGCCAGAUCUACUCCCGGUACCAGACCCUGGAACUGGAGAAAGAAUUUCACUUCAAUCGCUACCUAACGCGGCGCCGGCGCAUCGAGAUCGCCAACGCGCUCUGCCUGACCGAGCGACAGAUCAAAAUCUGGUUCCAGAACCGCCGAAUGAAGUGGAAAAAAGAAUCUAAUCUCACGUCCACUCUCUCGGGGGGCGGCGGAGGAGCCACCGCCGACAGCCUGGGCGGAAAAGAGGAAAAGCGGGAAGAAACAGAAGAGGAGAAGCAGAAAGAGUGACCAGGACUGUUCCUGCCACCACUCCCCCUUUCUCCCUCGCUCCCCACCCCAACUCUCCCCUAAUCACACACUCUGUAUUUAUCACUGGCACAACUGAUGUGUUUUGAGUCCCUAAAACAAAAUUAGGGAGUCGAACGUGGACCUGAAAGUCAGCUCUGGACCCCCUCCCUUACCGCACAACUCUCUUUCACCACGCGCCUCCUCCUCCUCCUCGAUCCCUUGCUAGCUCGUUCUCGGCUUGUCUGCAGGUCCCUUUCCCCGCCCAGGCCUUGGGACUCGGUCCCCGAACUCAGACUCUACAGAUUGCCCUCCAAGUGAGGACUUGGCUCCCCCCAUUCCCGACCCCCGUGCAGAGGGCCGGCUCCCGGGCCUGGGGCCUCUGCUCCCGGGCCUCAGGGCCCAGCCUGGCAGCCGGGGAGGGCCGGAGGCCCAAGGAGGGCACGCCUUGGUCCCACACCGACCCCCAGGGCCUCCCCGCAGUCCCUGCCCAGCCCCUCUGCCCCAGCAAAUGCCCAGCCUAGGCAAAUUGUAUUUAAAGAAUCCUGGGGGUCAUUAUGGCAUUUUACAAACUGUGACCGUUUCUGUGUGAAUACUUUUAGCUGUAUUUGUGGUCUCUGUAUUUAUAUUUAUGUUUAGCACCGUCAGUGUUCCUAUCCCAUUUCAAAAAGGAAAAAAAAAAAAGAGGGAAAAUUACAAAAAGAGAGAGAAAAAAAGUGAAUGACGUUUGUUUAGCCAGUAGGAGAAAAUAAAUAAAUAAAUAAAUCCCCUCGUGUUACCCUCCUGUAUAAAUCCAACCUCUGGAUCCGUUCUCGAAUAUUUAAUAAAACUGAUAUUAUUUUUAAAAGUUUA
Callithrix jacchus (white-tufted-ear marmoset) is the source of this 2903-nucleotide messenger RNA. NCBI's taxonomy places the organism in Eukaryota, Metazoa, Chordata, Mammalia, Primates, Cebidae. The record is from RefSeq and is a predicted model, not a curated record.